AUGUCCGCAUUGUGCCCUACCAUGUCGCGCACCAAGGUCAUGCUCCUCGCUCCCGUGUUCUUUGGAGCUGCUCACCUGCACCAUUUCGUCGAGUCUGUGCGGCGCCAGCGCUGGCGCGCAUGGUCAUCAGCGUUGGCGCAAACAGGAAUGGUGUGGGCUCCUUUGGCUGCGCAUAUCCUAUGCAACUUCAUGGGAUUUCCAAGGCUGAGUGCUCGCGGCUCGCUACUCGCACGCAUUACAGGCUUGGCUCUCCAUGUCGCGGGCAUUGGUGCCUUUAUCGCCGCUCGAUACCCACUGACAUCACUAAUCGCCUCGCCAUUAUACAGAUAA
Malassezia sympodialis ATCC 42132 is the source of this 330-nucleotide messenger RNA. RefSeq lists its product as uncharacterized. The record is from RefSeq and is a predicted model, not a curated record. Lineage: Eukaryota; Fungi; Basidiomycota; Malasseziomycetes; Malasseziales; Malasseziaceae. Gene Ontology annotation, biological process: CAAX-box protein processing. The transcript is spliced from 2 exons. Gene Ontology annotation, molecular function: metalloendopeptidase activity. The coding region runs from base 1 to 330 and encodes 109 amino acids. Gene Ontology annotation, cellular component: endoplasmic reticulum membrane.